UUCACUAACUACCAGUGAGGACUGGUUCGGCUCAAGGGUGCCUGCUGAGCUCUCUUGUUCUCCAUCUGCUGAACCUGACUUUUUCUACUCUUGAUUUUCUUGUCUAUGUUUAUUUUCCAUCAUUUUCUUGGAUUAGACCUAUUGCCAGUCCUCAGGGCUUGAGGAAGGCUAUUAGCGCUACUGGGAACAUGCACUUCAGGAGCUUAGCUCCAUGUUUGGUGCUCCUGCUGCAUCUUUGUGAGCUGGGGAGAGUCACCGAAGGUAAGGUUCACAACCAGGACUAUCUGCAACUGGCUCUCAGGACUUUGGGUCUUCCUUUGGAGAGUGAUGAGAAGCCUACUCUCCAGAAGAACAGAAUUGGUCUCCUGAUCACUAAACUGCUCCAUGAUGUGCACUGUGCAGAGAGGACAGGCAUCACUCAGGACAUGUGUGAGAAAUGCCUGACACCGAGCAUAGCCCUCUCAGUGCUUGACAAUGACAACAUUAAUCUUACUGAAGAAGAUUACCAUAAGAUCUCAACUGUUCUGCUAUAUUACAUAAUUAACUUGAAGGAUCUAUGUGUCCUAAAUAUUGGCUCUCCAUUAGCUCUUUCGUCCUCAUCUGGGAACUUACAGUUCUAUCUGCUGCACUUCACGAGCCUGAAUCCAAAUGAAAACAAUCAGUUCCUGUCAUACAGAGAGACAGAGAGUAUUCUGCGGAUCAUUAACCAGCACUACCCUCCCCGCAACAAGGAGAUGCCUGAUUUGCAAUGUAUUCAUUCAGCUCGUCUUCUCAAAGAGGUGGAGGUAGAUGAAAAUCCUGGUGCAAGCGUGGCAGAGGUGCCCAAUGUAGCGGCAGCUAUAAUCAGUCACAUCCUGCAGGGACACUGCUUUACACCAAGGAAUCUCCCACCCCCAGACUUCUUUACAGAUUACAUAUUUGAGUCUCUAAAUUGUUCAAAUAACCUGCAGAUUAUAGACCUGGAGGAGCUACUUCAUCAGUUAGGAGUUGGACAUGACAAAACAGCACUGUACUCUUACAACAGGAAGUGGAUCAUCAAAGGAAGUUCAUAUUUGCUGAAAAACUUUAGCCACGAUACUGAUGGAGACUGGGUGCAGGUGUGCAUAUCAGCCAGUCAGAUGGUGGACAUUUUUUCUUUGGACCCUGAUUUACCCAUUACCAAGGAGCAAUUCAGACAAAUUUGUCCUGCCAUCAUCCAGCAACUGCUAGGCAAUGCCUGUGGGCCACUGCAGCAAAAGGCAAGAGGGUCGGUUCCUACUAGUAUUGAGAAGUAUGGCUACAGCACACUUGCUGUCCUGAUCAUCACAAUUGGCUCCAUGUUUGGGAUCUGUCUGGUAUUUUUCAAUUCAUGUCAGGAGACCUAUGCACUCAUCCUGCAGCUGUUUGUGGGCCUGGCAGUGGGAACCCUCUCAGGUGAUGCUCUCCUGCAUCUUAUUCCACAGAUUCUUGGCCUACAUGACAGCAGUCACAGCCAUGAUGACAAGCUUUAUAAUGAGGACAAGGACUAUCUGUGGAAGAUCCUGGGCCUGAUUGCUGGGAUAUACGGCUUUUUUCUCAUUGAAAGAAUAUUUUCCUUUUUAGUCCCUUCUCAUGGCCAUGGUCACUGCAGUGACCUUACCCUGGACCUGAACUGUAAUGGUCAGUCUCAAAGGAGCAAAUCCAUUUCCACCAUCCAGUUGGGCUCAGUAGAAGAUGUAGAGGGCCCAGAAGUGUCUCCUGUACAUACAAACACGGGAAGCACUCCUCGUCAGAGACAAGUGGUUCCUCUGCUGGCUGUGAUGGUAAUUAUGGGAGACAGUCUUCAUAACUUUGCCGAUGGCCUAGUUGUCGGAGCAGCUUUCUCUUCAUCAGUCGAGACCGGCAUGGCAACCACUGUGGCCAUUCUGUGCCACGAGAUCCCACACGAGAUGGGGGACUUUGCGGUGUUACUCAGCUCUGGGCUUUCAGUGAAGACUGCAGUUCUGAUGAACUUCCUCAGCGCUCUAACAGCUUUCAUGGGCCUUUACAUCGGACUUUUUGUCUCUUCAGACAUAGAUGUACAGCAGUGGAUCUUCUCUGUGAUGGCUGGGAUAUUUCUCUAUUUGUCCCUGGCAGAAAUGCUUCCAGAGAUGAAUCGAGUGAAGACCAACCGGCCGUUUGUCAUGUUCUUCCUGCAGAACCUCGGUUUGCUACUGGGCUGGACUUGUCUUUUGUUACUCUCGCUCUUUGAACGUGAACUAAAAUUUUAAAUGUAACUGUCACAUGACAUUAAAUUGAAACAGAUUAACUAUUCUGAUGUUUUCAUUUUUAUUUUUAUGUCACUGACUUGUUAAUAAUCAUCUUACAGAUGCAAGCAUUAGUUUAUGGAGAAAAUAUUUGCCAUCAUGAUAUUAUCGUAAAAAUAUGCUUUAUUUCCAUGAAGGAUUAGACUUGUUUUAUAUUCUUCAUGAUUUAUAUUUUUAACAUCUUGAUUUUUUACUGAGAUUGAACUACUUUGGCUUCCACUAUUAUUAUAAGAGAUUAAAGUUUGAUAAAAUGUAAA
This is a messenger RNA of Girardinichthys multiradiatus, 2521 nucleotides long. RefSeq names its product zinc transporter ZIP12-like. The transcript has 12 exons. Bases 189 to 2228 code for a protein of 679 amino acids. The record is from RefSeq and is a predicted model, not a curated record. Gene Ontology annotation, cellular component: membrane. Gene Ontology annotation, molecular function: zinc ion transmembrane transporter activity. Gene Ontology annotation, biological process: zinc ion import across plasma membrane; intracellular zinc ion homeostasis. NCBI's taxonomy places the organism in Eukaryota, Metazoa, Chordata, Actinopteri, Cyprinodontiformes, Goodeidae.